Molecule: messenger RNA, 5649 nt
Organism: Thamnophis sirtalis
Lineage: Eukaryota; Metazoa; Chordata; Lepidosauria; Squamata; Natricidae
Source: RefSeq, a predicted model, not a curated record
GAAGAAGAGGAGGAGGAGGAGGAGCGCCGGCACCGGCACCGGGCGAGAUUGCAACGCGUCCGCCCGCCUCGGGGAGUCGCAGUCGAGGAACGGAGCGAACAGGCGGCGGGCGCCCCCUGCAGCCGGGACAGACUCUGAAAAGUUUUGAUCCAGGGGAAAAAUAUUUCUCUAGUACUUCAUGGAAUGAUGUAUCUCAUUGGGACAAUGUUACUAAAAGAAAGAGAUACAGAACAAAUCCAUAUUGCUGCAGCUUGUGCAAAUUUUCAUCAAAAUUUCUUAAUUCUUUCAAAAAUCACCUGACUCGCUACCAUGAAGAUGAAAUGGAUCAAGAGUUAGUUAUUCCUUGUCCAGAAUGUUCAUUUGCUUCUCAUUCUAAGACAGUAGGAAAACACCUCCGAAUGUUUCACUCCAAGAAGAAAAUACAAAACUAUAAUGUGAGUGGUGGUAUGAGACAAUUCCGGAACGAUGCAGUAAACUUUGUAUGCCAGAAAUGUCAAUUUUCUGACAUGCUGUACUACAAUACAAAGAAACAUGUGUUGGUAAGCCAUUUUCAAAAUCUAAUAAGUACAUAUUUUGAGGAGAGGCCUGAUGAGAGCGAAGAGAAUUUUACUGACCACUACUGUAAAAAGUGUAAUGCUUUUGCAAAUAGCCGGGAUUCUUUAAUAUAUCAUGUCUUAACAUCUGAAGUACAUAAAGAUCUGGAGAACAUAUUGGGACGUGUAAUUUCAGUUCAGCCUAAAAAAACAGGACAAAUGAAGUCACUGCAGAUUAUCAAUAUUGCUCCAAAGCCAUCUACAAUCAAUACUGUUUCACAACUGAAUCCUACCUCUGUAGGAUCAAAUUCUACAUCAUGUUUUCAGCUUCCACUUCCAUCAGUUAAUCAGAAUCAAAAUACGGUAUCGACAAAACCAGUUCAUAACGUGGUUGCACCUUUGACUGUUUCAAGUAGCGCCAAUAGUAUGACAGCUUCAACUUCUGUUGACCGGUUACAUAUUGCCCUUCUUUCGGGUUCUCGCCCAGCAAAUCAGAAUACUGUUGGUCUUCAGCCUGCAGUUUCUCAGCCAGUCUUUGUUUCUCAUCGUUUCCCCUUAAAACAGCCAGUAAGACCCAGAGUUUUUUGCCUAAAUCAACCCACAGGAAACAUAAGCAGAGCUGUUCCUCCAGGAGUAAUUUCUUUCACUCGACCUAUCAGGCCUACUCUGCUUCCUGUAGGUAAUCAAUCAGUCAGAACUAUCAGCAAUCCAAUUAUGCCAGGGCCUGGUGCUAUUCCAGUUAACAGACCUUCAUCACCUGGGAUCCUUGCUGUAAAUCGGCCUAUUGGCAGUGGGCCUGGUGUUCUUCCAGUUCCCCAAACAAUUACAUCGGGAGUUCUUCAGUUUAACCAUCCAGUCACACCAGGGGUUCUUCCUGUAAACCCAUCGGCCGGACCUGGGAUUGUACAGUUUAAUCAGCCAGAAGUUCUUCCAGUAAAUCAGUCUGUUGGACCUGGAGUGUCUCAGAAUGCUACUUUACUUACCACUGGACCUAUGCUCAGACAGUUAAUUCCAACUGGCAAACAAGUUAAUGGAAUACCUACAUACACCCUUGCACCAGUUUCAAUGACUUUGCCUGGGCCACCAGGUGGUGGCAUGGCAACUGUUCCACCGCCUCAGGUGCCUGUUCAGUUGAUGCCAUCUGGCCCAGUUGCCCAGCUGUCUCAGGGACCUGCUACUGUGCCAUCUCCUGUUGCAGUAAGUUCUUCUACAAAUACUCCUACCAAGACUUCUCCAACCAGUACUGCAAUGAAUCUAGUUCUUAAGCAGGCUAAGCAAUGGAAGACGUGCCCCGUUUGUAGCGAGCUUUUCCCAUCAAAUGUCUAUCAAGUGCACAUGCAGGUGGCCCACAAAUGUAGCACAUCUAAGAGGGAGACGACUCGUGAAAUAGACAAAGUUGCAGUCUGUGCACCUUUUCUGAGGUGGCUAAAAGAUAAGACGGUGAGAUGUUUUUCUUGUAAAUGCUUUCUAACUCAGUCAGAGCUUUUAAAACAUAUUUUUGUCCAUGGGUUAACUUGCCUCUUCUGCACCAAUAUUUUCUAUGAUUUAAAAGGCCUUGUGACUCACACACAAACUGCACAUAAUGGAAAGAAGGAAUUGCACUCAAAUUACGAUGAUAAAGGGUUUCAGCUUGCGAGUGAUUCUGAAGGUCAGUUAGUAUUCCCUCAUUUUGACUUCAGUAUAACUUCAAAAGAACUUGGUGAAAGAGAAGUGCAUCUUGUUGUACUUGCUGGUGUAAAUUCAAGGACACUUAUUCCUUUGUAUAUCAAACUACAUCAAGAGGAUGCCGAAACAAGCAGAGAGAACAAGAACGUUUCUACUUGCCCUUUUUGUUAUGGUAUUUUCACUAGCAGAGAUGCUUAUGAAAUGCACUUGAAAGAGCGGCACCACAUCAUGCCAACUGUGCACACCAUUUUGAAGACUCCUGCUUUUAAAUGUAUCCACUGCUGCGGAGUAUACACUGGCAACAUGACUCUAACAGCUAUAGCUGUGCAUUUGCUUCGAUGCCGCAGUGCUCCUAAAGAGACCUCGCCAGAUAUGAAGAUGCAGGUUGACCUUGAUGUGAAGCAGGAUCUACCACUUAUGAAUGGGGAGAACCACGAGGAUGAUCCCCUUUCAGCCAAGAGGAAACAGUCUGAUCAUCUUUAUGCUGCUUCUGUUUCAGAAGACCAAAGCGAUGAGGAUCCGCCAUUCUUCAUUAUAAAUAAUGGUACAGCCCAAGUUCCAGCAAAGGAGGUGAAUUGUGUGCCUUCAAAACGACAAAAGUCUGAUCAUAAAACUGAAACCAAGGGAGAGACUUCGGCUGAAGAUCUUCAUCUGUUGGUGUUGAAUCCGAAGCCAUUCCAACAAAGCUCAAAUGAAGUCCAAAAAAGGUUUCUUGCAGAUUAUUUUCACAAGAAGCCAUAUCCCAGUAAAAAAGAACUACAAUUGCUGUCGUCCAUGCUACGUGCAUGGAAAGUGGAUGUUGCAUCAUUUUUUGGGAGAAAGAGAUACUUCUGCCUAAAGGCAAUAAAAAACCUCAAGCCAUCCGUGCUUUUGGGCUUUAAUAUGUCAGAACUUAAAAAUGUAAAGCACAGUUUGAAUUUAAAUUGUGAACUGGAAGAUGUAUAAUUUUUUUUUAAAAAAGUAGUCCUGAUAUCAGGCAACCAAGACUGCAUAUUACACCAGAAACUAUUCCACUUACUUAGUUUUUUUGUAAUAUUAAAAUAUUACUGUUCUCUGGCUACAUUUGCAUACAGUAGUAAAUUAGAAUUACAAAAAAAAAGAAGAUUUAUCAUUCACAAGCAUUUUUACUUUGCCCUUACCAGUCCUUAGUUCUGGUCCAUCACUAACACUGACUAUAAUAAGAAAUCAGCAAGAAGAAAAGGCUUAAUGCCAAAUUAAGAUUCAAAUUUAGACCUGGCUUUUGGCUCCCAAAUGAGCUGACUUGGAUGUGUACUUUGAAUUCUGGCUCAUUAGAUGUACAACAGUUGUGAAUCCUAGGUUUCUCCAUUUAGGUAAACACAGGUUACUGUGGUUCUGACUGGUGGAUGUGGUACCAAGGUUGAGUUGCAGUGCAAUGUGCUGCUUCUGAAUGAUAAACUAGAUUUUUUUUUUAGAUUCAUAGCUCACUCUUUUGUGUGAACACAAUCAGUGCCGUGGGUGUAUUUCAGAAUACCUGAAGUUCUAGUUCCUUUUGUUCUGUUUUGUUCCUUUGCUUAUGAUGUAGUUAUGUCCAUGGGAUUUUAUACAAUUGUGUAACAAAUUUCUAGAUUUUUUUUUUAAAAAAAAACAAUGGUUUCUAAAAAAAAUAAAGUGUAUAGUUUUGGUAACAUAUCAAAAUUGGUUAGAUGAUUAUAACAGCGUAAAAGAACCAUCCUCUCCAUUUAAAAUUAAGAUGCUUGGCUUUUAAUAUGACCUUAUCACAUUUAAAAAUGUUCAAACCUGACAGUGUAUAGGCAGUACCAGAUGCAAAAAUACUGUUAUUAAAACACUUGUUCCUGUAGGUACAAUGGUACUUCAUGGGAUAAUUUCAAAUGCUGUUUCUGAAUUUUUCCUUAGUAAGAAAUUCUAGAUCUUUAUAGAUGUGCCAUUGUUUUUCUGUAGCCUUGGUUUCCAAGUAUUGAUAAUGCAUCUUGGAUUAAAUAAAGUUAGGAGCUACCUGUUUAAUUAAGAUGUAUUUGUUUUCAUCAUAUAUCCCAAAUAUGCUACUAUAAUUUUUAAUUAUGCCAUUCUUGUUAGAGAAUUCUGUGAGGCGAAGCUCAUAUAUUUGGAAGAUGUCCAGGUUGAAAAAAUUGAUGUAGUCUAAAAUGGCUAUCUAGAGCUAACUUUACUUAAUGCUGUAGCUUGAUGCGAGCAUUCUAAUUCGCAUUUUGUUCCAGAAAAGUAUAGGUAUUGCAUUCAUGACUAUUAAUCCCUUUGCUGACAGUCAAGAGCAAUAUUGGAAAUAAGUUCUUGACACUUCGCUAUCUUGCUGUGAAAAUUGUCUUGGAAUAUGGGAUUAAAGGCAAUUCUUCAGCAAUCUAGUGUGGGAAUAUGUUGCAUUGUGACUGAUACACAAAUUCUUGGGUUAUGAUAAUGGCAGAAUGUGAAAGAAUGCUUGCCAUUUAUAAGAUUAGGAUCAUUUUUCUUCAAAAUGCAGAGUGAAAACCUCUGUCAUGUCGAUGGUUUGAUACUGCGAAUAGACAAUAGUUUUGUCUAAAGUUAUUCAAGAGAUAAGCCUGCUAGACAUUUUAAAACAAAAGUAAGGCUAAAGUUGUGGCAGUUUUAUUACCACUAUUUAAAAUAUGUUGGGGCAUUGGAUGAUUGAAGAGUUUCCUGAUCCAGAAGGUUAGUCUUUAGUCCCUAAAAGAUAACUAGCUAUUAAUUUGAACAGCAUAGCUUAUUAAUUGCCCUAUCAGAGAACAUUUUGUGUGCAGACUUUACAGUGCAUUUUAGUUAUUAAAAUGUUUCUUAUGGGAAGACUUGUUUUGAUGAAACUAAAUGUAAAUAAUCGCAAUUUAAGCACUUGCAUUGCAGGCUGUUAGAUUUCUACAAAUGACAGAAUUGUAAGAAGGUUUACUGGUUUGGUUUCUGUUCUUUCACAAAGCCUCAUUUUCUAAGAGUUUUAUCAAGGCAGAGAUAUUUAAAUAGAAUUUAAUAUCGCUGGAAACAUAGAAACUGAAAGGUCACACCCUGAACUAGCACUGAUAAUUAUGUAGCAGGAAUGAAAGACUUGGAAGACCUGGCCACUGAAAGCAUUCCUGGCUCUCACUUCAUCUUUCAGGAUUAUUGAGAUAAAUAUUAGAUUCUGAAGUGAAGAAUAACAUUGACUAAACCCACGUACAAAAUAAAAGGACUGCAGCCAAUUAAAGAUAUGAUGAUAGACUCCAAGAUUAAACUGAGGGGAGUUUAAACUGCUAUUUGGUCAAAAUUCAUACAGAAUAGUCUUAUUUUUAGAAAAGGAGAAUAAAUACACUUACUGGAUGUCAUUUCUGUUGUUAUUUUAAAACUACUGUAUAACUUUUGAUUUCUUGCCAACAUUGGAAAUGGAGUUGUUACAAUAGUAGUGCUUUUGCUUAAGAGUUUCCUGAAUUUCAUUUUAAUUAUUUGUAUCCUGUAUUAUUUUUACAAAUAACUCAAGGUGGUAAAUAUAUCA